CCGGGCCGUAAAUGAGCGAUGUUGGCAUGUGAGGCGCGCAAUCCAAGUCAAGGAAUGUUAAAAGCAAAGGAUGGCCCCUGAGACGACUUGGAACGGGAGCUUCACCGACUGUGAGCUUGCGGCAUCGCGAACCAACCGCCAUGCUUCUUCCUCUUCUCUCGACACUCCUUCUCUGGAGCCUGGCCGACGCCGCCGUGUCUCCUGACGCCAAAGCCGUGUGCUCUACUCUUAUAGCCAAAUAUCCAAAGAACCUCGUCUGGGACACCAUCGGUCCCAACGCGGGAGACACCAUCACCCAGGCGGCUGCGUACAACUCGGCCUUGUUCGACUACUGGAACGCGGCGAGCGCUGACAACCGCCCCGCGUGCGCCUUCUUCCCUUCCAACGCAGAGCAGGUCUCCUUUGCCGUGCGCACUCUCAAUGCGUAUCCGUCCGUCAAGUACGCGCUCAAGUCUGGCGGACACAAUCCCAACCUGGGCUACUCGAGCGUCAAGCAGGGCGUGCUCAUUGCGUUCCGCCCCAACUCGCAGUACGCGAUCCCCGCCCCCGACGGCAAGACGGUCGAGGUCGGCGCGGGGUGCAAAUGGGAGGACGUGUACGAGGUUCUUGAGCCCCUGGGCAGGACGGCCGUGGGCGGCCGGCUGGGCGAUGUUGGCGUCACGGGCUUCAUGCUCGGAGGCGGCUUGUCGUACCUGUCAGCCCAAUACGGUUUCGGAUGCGACAACGUCGUCGAGUUCGAAUGUGUGCUGGCCAACGGGACCAUUGUCACCGCCAGCCGGGAUUCCCAUCCCGACCUGUUCUUUGCGCUACGCGGCGGUGGCAACCAGUACGCCAUCGUCACAAAGAUGAUCCUCAAGACGUACGAGAUCGGGGACCACGGCUCCAUCUGGGGCGGGGUGCGCACCUACGGAGCGGACCAGCAUUCCAAGAUACUGUCCGCCAUUGCGAGAUUCACUGCCAACAACACGGAUCCCAAGGCAGCCAUCAUCCCGAACUUCAACUACUUUGCCGCAGUGGGCGUCAACCUCCCUGGCGCGCUCGUAUUCUUCUUUUACGAUGGAACCAAGGUCCCUCCCGGUGUCUUUGACGACUUCAACAGCAUCCUGUCGCUCUCCGACACCACAAAGGUCAAGAAAUACACGGUCCUUACGCAGGAGGUUCUUGGCGGCGAUAUGAAGGGCAUGAGAUUUCAGAUUCGGGAAAACACGUUCCCCAACAUGCCUGAAAAGGACAUGACGGCCUUCCUCAACGACCAUUACAAAAAGAUGCUCAAGGGAUCCUCUGAAAGAGCACUGCAAGAUCUUUUGGACUUUCGACUCAUGUCCUUUGCGGUGCAGCCAAUGCCGCGCGGCAUCGUCAAGGCAUCCAGGGACACGGGUGGCCCCAACGCCCUCAGCAUGGAACCCGAGCAGGGGGAUCGCGUAUGGGUCGAGUACGACGUCGCCUGGCUGAGUCCGCUGUGCGAUCAGCGGUGUCCAAAGUCUUUCGAAACCUUGGUCCAAUCUGUGCACGACUUGCACGUAGAGAACUAUUCUGGCAUCCCUCCCACAAACUACAAGGAGGGCGAUGUGGACUUCAUCAGCUACAACCCCAUCUUCAUGAACGACGCCAUGCAUGGCCAAGAUGUGUUGCGGAGCUACGGGAACGCCACAUAUGACAGGCUCAAGGCCACGCACGAGGCAUACGACCCUGAGGGGUUCUUUGCCGAGCGCCAAGGGGGAUUCAAGUUUAGCUCAUAGGUAGCCGACAAGUCCGUACAUACAAUAUCAGUUACUGCAU
Molecule: messenger RNA, 1779 nt
Organism: Purpureocillium takamizusanense
Lineage: Eukaryota; Fungi; Ascomycota; Sordariomycetes; Hypocreales; Ophiocordycipitaceae
Exons: 3
Coding region: 141-1739 (532 amino acids)
Molecular function (GO): FAD binding
Source: RefSeq, a predicted model, not a curated record